AUGUUUAGUCGCCUAGUGAAGUACACCAAGGGUGACACCUACCAGGACCUAGAUGCAACCCAAGGGGAGAGAAUUGACAUGGACAUCACUGACCCUGCGAUGAGGGAGUUUGCAGGCCUAACCCCAACAGGAAGUAGCAGUGGUGAAUUCUCCCAUGUUGGAGAAGGAGGUAUACUUGAUAUGCAUCAACGGAGAGGCACUGGGUCCACGAUAGAACCGUCAGAAGAAACAUACAGCAUACAGCAGGCUAUCGACAACAUUGGCUUUGGGAAGUUCCAGAUUAAACUCUCCAUCCUUACAGGAUUUGCUUGGAUGGCAGAUGCUAUGGAGAUGAUGAUACUUGCCAUUUUGUCUCCAGCUUUACACUGCGAAUGGCAGCUAGAGAGCUGGCAACAGGCCCUCAUCACCACGAUUGUGUUCUGCGGGAUGUUCUGUAGUUCAAGUUUCUGGGGUAGCGUGUGUGACAAGUAUGGUCGUAGAUCUGAGCUGAUUCUGUGUUCCGUGUUCACCUGUUACUUCGGUAUCCUUAGUGCUUUCUCACCGACCUUUAUAUGGAUGCUGAUCCUAAGAGGACUUGUAGGCUUCGGUAUAGGCGGAGCUCCACAGUCUGUAACCCUGUAUGCUGAGUUCCUGCCUUCAUCAUCGAGAGCAAGAUGUGUAGUGUUAGUUGAGAUAUUCUGGGCUAUUGGUGCUUGUUUUGAGGUGCUACUGGCACUCGUAGUCAUGCCAACACUAGGCUGGAAAUGGCUGCUGGGACUCUCUGCAUUGCCAUUGUUGCUGUUUUCUCUUUGCUGUUUCUGGUUACCAGAAAGUGCUAGGUAUGAUAUGUGUCGCGGCCAGCCUGAUAAAGCCUUAGCCACACUAGAGAGGAUUGCUAAGGAGAAUGGCAAGCCCAUGCCACUGGGCAGACUAGUGGAACCAUCGAUGAAAGCUACGAACAGAGGAAGUAUAAAAGACCUGUUUAUACCAGAAUUAAGAAAAACUACAAUACUUUUAUGGGUUAUAUGGUUUGUGUCAGCUUUCUCCUACUAUGGUAUUGUUCUGAUGACUACAGAAUUAUUUGAAAUCUCUGAUGGUUGCCAUGGUUCAGAGAUCAAAGCCAAGGCACCAUGCUUCCUUAAGUGUAAUGGCCUUAAUACAGGAGAUUACAUAGAUCUGACCUGGACUACCUUCGCUGAGUUUCCAGGUUUGUUUGUCACCGUAGUGGUUAUAGAGAAGAUUGGAAGGAAGUAUACAAUGGCUAUGGAAUUCUUUGUCUUUACUGUUUUUGUUCUGCUGUCUAACAUAUGUACAUCAAGGCCUGUCUUGACGUUCUUCCUAUUUGUAGCCAGAGCUUUUAUAUCUGGAGCCUUCCAGGCAGCUUACGUAUAUACACCUGAGGUCUACCCUACCUCUAUGAGGGCUAUUGGACUGGGUUGCUGUAGUGCUAUGGCAAGAGUUGGAGCUAUCAUUACACCUUUUAUAGCACAAGUGUUGCUGAGAUCAUCAUCCUACAUGGCCAUUUCCACCUACGGUGUGAUAGCCCUGGUGGCCACUGCCGUGUCUGUUUUGUUACCCAUAGAAACUAAGGGAAGGGAGAUGAAGGACACAAGUCAUGAGGUUCAGACCACUUCUACCAGAUGA
Molecule: messenger RNA, 1623 nt
Organism: Ylistrum balloti
Lineage: Eukaryota; Metazoa; Mollusca; Bivalvia; Pectinida; Pectinidae
Product: synaptic vesicle 2-related protein-like
Exons: 16
Coding region: 1-1623 (540 amino acids)
Biological process (GO): transmembrane transport
Cellular component (GO): membrane
Molecular function (GO): transmembrane transporter activity
Source: RefSeq, a predicted model, not a curated record